GUUCGUAGUUCGCGCACGCGCUGUGGUUUGGUGUGUCCGUUCACGGAAGCACCUGUGCUGCCACCGAGUAAUUGUGAGGUGUGCGACGUGAACUGAAUGUAAAGCUUAAAGAAAAGGAGCUUUAAUAAAGCAGCAUGCUCAGCUAUGUGGUGGUCGCGCUUUUAUCCGCGACGCUGGCAGUGCUGUUCAUCCCUCCUGAUUGGUCAGCUAUGUUUGGCAUUGAGUCAUCAAAGGGGUCACCGCUCAGACUCCUAAGCAGGAGUGAGUUAGCGCUGCACGAUGGGGAGCAGGGCAGCAAGGGGCUAUACCUGGCCAUACUGGGGCAGGUUUUUGAUGUACACAAGGGAGAAAAGCACUAUGGACCUGGUGGCGCUUAUCACUUUAUGGCAGGCAAAGACGCCUCACUGGCCUUCAUCACCGGAGACUUCACAGAGAGUGGGCUGACAGAUGACGUGUCGAGUCUGUCCCCCCUAGAGGUGGUUGCGCUGUACGACUGGCUGGCCUUCUACCAGAGGGACUACCAAAAUGUGGGUCGGUUCUAUAACGAGGCCGGAGAGCCCACAGAGGGCCUGUUGAGAGUAGAAGCAUCACUAGCAGAGGGUAAGAAACUCAAGGCUCAGUCUGAGGCUGAGAGGAUUCGCUUUCCGUCUUGCAACUCAGAAUGGACUGCUGCCAGUGGAGGAAGAUUCUGGUGCUCCACUAAGAGUGGUGGAGUGGUGAGACACUGGGCAGGCGUGCCACGGAAGCUCUUCUCUCCUGGCGCCACUGGCGCUCGUUGUGUCUGUGUUGAAGACCCGAUCACGGCAGAGGAAGACCCCAACCUGCAGAAAUACGACGGCUGCCCUGCACAUGCCGAGUCAUGCUCUGUGGGAGCGCACUAGACCGGUCAGCCCAGAGAAUGGACCCACUCAUAGCUGCUUCUUAGCAGCACUGAACUCAGAAACACACUUUGGCUAGUAACUGAAUUUUUUGACAAUAAAGAGACCAAAUCAAGAAACCUCAAAGCAUUUUUUGAUGACCUUUAUGUAAAGUUGUCCUCCUUUUCCCUAAAAGAAUACACCAGGAAGAGACGAGCUAGAUAUCUGAGCAUACAGAUACAAUACAAUGUGCAUAAAAGAUUAAACAAUGUGCAUAAAAGAUUAACAGAGGCAAGAUUUAGGUUUGUCACAAUGACAAGCACAAACUGCAUUUAAGUACAAAACAGUUGUA
Messenger RNA from Oreochromis niloticus (Nile tilapia), 1209 nucleotides. It is a transcript of the gene cyb5d2, whose product is annotated as cytochrome b5 domain containing 2. The transcript has 4 exons. Bases 135 to 881 code for a protein of 248 amino acids. Gene Ontology annotation, cellular component: endomembrane system; membrane. Lineage: Eukaryota; Metazoa; Chordata; Actinopteri; Cichliformes; Cichlidae. The record is from RefSeq and is a predicted model, not a curated record.